AUGGGAGGUGGGGCCCGGCCGGAGGCACCUGGGCAGGUUGUCGAGGAAGAGGAGGGAGGGCUUGGGAGCCAGCGGACGGGGGCCCGCGAGGGACACACCGCCCUCCUUGUCGCCAUGCCUCCCCGCGGUGCCUUCUGGGACGUGCUGCUGGGCCUGGCCGCACCAGCCGCGCCGGCCAGUUGGUAUGCCAGUUUGUACUUCUGCUGCGCCAUCGAGGGACAAGACAACGAGCUCAUCACCCUGGAGCUUAUCCACCGAUAUGUGGAACUGCUCGACAAAUAUUUUGGCAGUGUGUGUGAGCUGGACAUCAUCUUCAACUUCGAGAAGGCCUACUUCAUCCUGGACGAGUUCCUGAUGGGCGGGGAGGUGCAGGACACCUCCAAGAAGAGCGUGCUGAAGGCCAUCGAGCAGGCAGACCUCUUGCAGGAGGUAGAGGAGGACGAGUCACCCCGGAGUGUGCUGGAGGAGAUGGGCCUUGCAUAAUGGGUCAGGAUCCCGGCUGCCCCCCCACACUGCCACUGCCCCCCCGCUGAGGUCCUUCCCUGGGCACAAGGCGCCCUGGGCGCCCAAGCCCAGGGGCUGUUGUCCCACGCCAGAGACCCCCGCCAUCCUGUGCUGCUGGGACUUUUAAACUGUACGGUGCAACUCCUGGGCCCCCCCCCGCAACGGGGAGAGGAGCACUUGUCUUGGUGGGGGCGGGGGCCCUUCUGCCCCAGCCUCGGUCGGCUGGCAAAGACGCUCGCUGCCGUGUGCCCGGGCGCUCGGCUGUGUGUGGGGGGAGGCGUCAAGUCUCCCCCGUCCGCCUUCGCUCGCCGUCUGUUCAGCCUUCUGUGCCCCGACCCGCCCCCAGUCUUCGCACCAGCAACACGGCUCUUCCCGCCCCCCCCCCCCACACGAGGGCCCCCCAGCGGC
Varanus komodoensis (Komodo dragon) is the source of this 912-nucleotide messenger RNA. It is a transcript of the gene AP1S1, whose product is annotated as adaptor related protein complex 1 subunit sigma 1. The record is from RefSeq and is a predicted model, not a curated record. Gene Ontology annotation, biological process: protein transport; vesicle-mediated transport. The coding region runs from base 1 to 483 and encodes 160 amino acids. Gene Ontology annotation, cellular component: intracellular membrane-bounded organelle. NCBI's taxonomy places the organism in Eukaryota, Metazoa, Chordata, Lepidosauria, Squamata, Varanidae. The transcript is spliced from 6 exons.